This is a messenger RNA of Danio aesculapii, 1851 nucleotides long. RefSeq names its product fibroleukin-like. The record is from RefSeq and is a predicted model, not a curated record. Lineage: Eukaryota; Metazoa; Chordata; Actinopteri; Cypriniformes; Danionidae.
GUUUUGAAAAUACUGGACCGGCACCAAAUGUGAGGUCAACUGUAUUACAUAAUAAUUGGUUAAAAAACAACAAUACAGAGUCAAAGUCCCCUUCAAUCUCUCAAAACGCAGCUAAUGUGCAAGAUUUGGCUAAACUUCAACAAGGUAAAACACAAGUUAGAGACAAUAGUGAAGCUGUGUUGAUUUUUAACACUGAAAACAGAGAAGAGGAUACAAACAUACAGCAAAGUGAAGGAUCUAAUUCACCUACUGGCAAAAAAGAACGCAAAACAUUUAGUUUGGGAACAGCUGAUAAAGUGGAUAAGAAGAAAAAGGGCCAAACGCACCCACCUUGAAGAAGAAAGAGUUAUUUAAGGAACCAGGAACAACACAAUUCACAAACUCAACAGUUUCUUUUACAGACACACGCCACAGAGACAGUACAAAAAACAAUGGUUCAGUGACAAAUGCACAUGUUGAAAUGCCUAAAAACGUCAGUCGGGACACACCCAUUAGUUUUGAAAGUAUAGGAGCAACAAAAGAACUGGAACAUAUUAAGCUUAAUAAAGACAGAGUAGAUGAAAUCCCUGGAGAUGUAUUAUCUAACCCAAACACUGUGGACACAGCCAAUAGUUAUAGUGGAGGGAAGUUUGCAAUACCAGUUGUUUUGGAAACGCUUACAAAUACUGAAGAAAUCAAGGGCUCAAAACUUUUCUCACUUAGCCCUGAGGACACAGCUGAGGGAUUUAAAUCCCAUGCAGUCAGCGAUGAGGUAACAGAGAGAGAGAAAGCAGAAAACAAAGUCCACAGCACCUGCCUUGGUAAUUGUAACACUACAUCAACUCCACACUCACAACCCAGUACAAGCCAGACCAGGACUCCAUUGGCAUAUGGAAGAGAAAAAGGACCUGCUCAAGACUGCGCUGAUCACAUUACAAAAUCUCAAAGGAAUGGUGUAUACAGAGUAACGCCGCAACCAAAAAACACAUUUCCUGUUUUCUGCGACAUGGCGUCCUCGGGUGGAGGUUGGAUGAUUCAACAUCGCUUUGAUGGUAGCACAAGUUUUAAUCGCACAUGGGACGAGUACAAGAAUGGAUUUGGGAAACUAAUAGGAGAGUUCUGGCUUGGCAAUGACAAGAUUCACUUGCUGACAAAGGCGAAAAACAUGUCCUUGCGAAUUGAAAUCGAAGAUUUCGAAGGGAUCAGAGAAUACGCCCAAUAUGACCACUUCUACGUAGCAAAUGAGAGCCAACAAUACCGCCUGUCCAUAGAUGGCUACUCGGGUACAGCUGGCAAUGCCAUGCAAUUUAGCAAAAAGUACAACCAUGACCAGAAGUUCUUCACCACUCCGGACAGAGACAAUGACCAGUAUCCCUCAGGAAACUGUGGAGCCUAUUACAGCUCAGGCUGGUGGUUUGAUGCAUGCAUGUCUGCAAACUUAAAUGGGAAAUAUUAUCAAUCAAAGUACAAAGGGGUACGUAAUGGAAUAUUUUGGGGUACGUGGCACAACAUUAACAUGGAAUACCCAACUAAUGAAAGACAAUCUUUUAGGACUGUUAGAAUGAUGAUUAGACCAAAAAACUACUCCAACUAAUACUAAUACCAAACAGAACUAAAUUAAGCUGUCUUUUGAAUUCAUAAACUGCUGCAUUAAUACCAGAUUUCAGUGUGGUGUCAGAAAAUUGGUUUAGUAACUAUGUUGUUUAAUAAACUGUAAACAUAAGCAUUGAUUUACAAAACUUAGCACUUUUGUGAUGCUUUGAAAAUAAUGUAGUGCAUAAGCAAUGAAAAUAUGCCAUUUACAGGUUCAGCUGUUAUUUUGUAUAUUGUAUUUUUGUAAGUCUGGGGCAAUCCAUGGCUGUUUACACGGAU